This is a messenger RNA of Rhopalosiphum padi (bird cherry-oat aphid), 3242 nucleotides long. RefSeq names its product MOG interacting and ectopic P-granules protein 1-like. Gene Ontology annotation, biological process: regulation of transcription by RNA polymerase II. The coding region runs from base 590 to 2998 and encodes 802 amino acids. Gene Ontology annotation, molecular function: chromatin insulator sequence binding. Gene Ontology annotation, cellular component: chromosome. The record is from RefSeq and is a predicted model, not a curated record. The transcript has 9 exons. NCBI's taxonomy places the organism in Eukaryota, Metazoa, Arthropoda, Insecta, Hemiptera, Aphididae.
UAUGUAGCAGUCGCGUAUACAGCCCAGUACGUUCAAGGUUCAAAAAUAAGUUAGAUUUUGUAAAUUUAAAUUCUUAGUUCGUAGCAUAUACGAAUUACGAAUCAUCGUUUAAUUGUUUACACGGUACUACGUAAUUCAAGAAUGAACGUAGACUAGUAAUGGUCAAUCGUUUUUUUAAGAAUAGGCGACCUAUUAUAGGAUAUCAUCGUGCGUAAAAAACACAUUUAACAUUAACAUUCAUUGGGUUGUGAAUUCGUGACGACUAAGAGACACCAUCUACGACGUUGGUAGAAAAUACCAAUAAUGUUGGUUAGUAAAUAAUUAUGAGUUGUACUGUUUAAUUCUACGUAUGAUGGCAUCAUACCGGUCGUUAGCGGUGGUGUUAGGUUGGGUUUCAGCUUCCAUUCAAUGACAAUGUACAAUGAGUUCGUUCAGCUUAACUAUUUAACUAGCUUAUAAGAUUACAAAUGAGAUGUAGAGGACAACUAAGAUAAAUAUAAUCAAAAUCAUACUGAAACUGUAGAUCCAGAAAAAAUUAUGGCAGUAGAAUUGAAUAAAAAUAUUUAAAACUUACCAGUUAUAACUUUAAAUGCAUGUAGAAAGUAUGCAUAAUAUAAACAAGCUCAAAAGUUUUAGAGACAGAGAGGAAGAAAACAAAGAUAGUGUUCUAGCAAGUGAAAACACUAAAAUUUCACCUCAAAAAACACUAUCGAUUGACAAACCGAUUGUUGUUAAUAAUACUACACAAUUGGUGGAGAUCACUGCUGAAACAAAACAAGAAGGUAAUAAAAAUGAACAGUUCUUGGUUAUUAUUGACACUAACAUGUUAACAGAGCUAAUUAACUUACCUAUUGCGUUAUCCAUGCAAUCAAACACUUUAAGUACUACAAUGAAUAUCACCCAACCAAUUAAUAAUAAAUUAAUUCAAAAUUCCAAUAAUCAAGUACAAAGCUCACCGAGUACUAUGAAGUCUUCUAUUUUAACUACUAAACCAAAUCUAGCGACUACAAUUAAUGUUCCUAAACCUUCAAUAAUAUUAUCAAAUCUAACUGAUGAUAUGUUUGUUGUUGAAACUCCAUCUUUUACUGUGCCUUUUAUUUAUGAAGAACUCCCUAAAACAUCAUUAAAAGAAUUUAUUAAUAACAUUUUAAACAUAAAAAAUAAUAAAAGAGAUGAAGAUGAAAAUGAAAAAUCUUUGGAUAAAAAAAAUAAAAAUAAUCACGAAGAAAAGUGUAGCAAAAAAUUGGAUACAAAUGAAAAAAUGGAUAUCAAUGAAUCAGAAAAUAAGGUAUCUGGUUACAAAAAAAAAUUGGAUAGUAGUAAAAAAAAUAUUGAUGAACAAAUGCUUGUGGAUGAAUCAGAUAGGUCUAAAAAAAUUGACUCUAAAUCAAAAAAUGUGUCUGAAAAAACAGAUGUUAAACCAAAGAUUCAAAGUCUCAACUACUUUGAAAAUCCAUUUGGCAAAUUUUUUAUGCAAAUAGGUAUAAACCUUGUUGAAGAGCAUGUUCAACUCGAUUUAUUAAGAACACAAAGAAAAAAAAAGGAUCGCAAGGGUAAUAAAUGCCCCGAAGAAAAUCACAUGGCUAUUAAUUCUUUAAUUAAAACUUUAGAAAUUAGUAAAAAAAAUAAUCAUCUAUUCCAAUUUGAUUUAAAAAUGUGUGAACUAUGUAAUUUUAAAUCUGAAUCAAAUUUAGUAAUGGAUCAUCAUUUAGAGAUUUCACAUAAUAUGACAGCCAAUCACUGCUAUAAUGUUGAUACUUUCCAAAAAGACAGUUCACAUAAAUUAUUACUGCACAUGGAUAAACACAAUAUUAAAAGGCAUUUAGAAAAAGGUCCAGCCUUACAUCAAUGUCCAAAUUGUCCAUUUGAAGUUAGUCAUAAGGGCAAAUUAAACCAGCAUUUAUAUUUUUGUUUGGAAAAAUAUCCACUUAAACUCAAUCAGGCACCUCCAUUAGAUUGGGAACCUCCAGCAAAAAUACCUAGAGUAUUACAAAAUAAAGCUUCGCUGAAUUCUAAUCUUGAGCGUUCUGUUUACCGAGCAGUUACGUCUAGAUUUAAACAAUUUUAUAAUCUUAAUGUGCAGAACUUACAACAACAACAAUAUAAUAAAAUGUUAACUGUGUCUGAUGUUAAAGCUAAUGAUCAUACUUUUUUACCACCAAGACAGCAGUUUCCUAAAAUGGCACCUUCUUUUUUAACUAUACUGCCAAAACAAAUUUCUGAAGGAAUUGUAUUUAAGAAUACUAGUAUUACAUCAACCAAUCAUCCAAAUAUAAUCCCUACACCGUAUUCAAUGAACAAUCACACAUAUCAAGCAACUACAUCUACAACUUAUCUACCUCUAUCAUUUCCAUUAAAUAGCACACAAUCAACUGAUGCAUCUACCAUGUAUAAACCUGAACUCAAUCACACUCAGUUAUCAUUCUCUUCAACAAAUAAUAACAAAAAAUUAACCUUUCUAUUAUGUGAAAUAUGUGAUGACUAUAUAAAAAACAAAGAAAAAUUGCGUGAGCAUAUGCAAUUUAUACAUAAAGUUAAAAUUCGGCCAAGCCUGAGUUAUGAUGAACCAAUAAUACAUUGUUCAAUGUGUCAGUUUAAAUGUUAUACUGAUAAAGGUCUUGAAAGACAUCUCCUAGGUUCACAUGGUUUGGUCACAUCCCGUUAUCAAAAGGCUGCCAAUAAUGGGAAAGAUGGUGGAAGAUGUCCAAUAUGUAGUAAAGAUUUUCUAUGUGAAUUAUUAAAACAUGUAUGCCGUGACCACUCUAUUUCAUUAAGGCCAGCAAACAUAUUUUACAAAUGUAAGGAUUGCAUUUUAACAUUUAAAAUGUAUACAAAGUUUGAAAACCAUGUAUAUUUAAAACACAAAUCUAUAGCUAAAAAAUCAAGUAAAAAAACUCUUGGCAAUCAACCUGUUGCUACUUCAUCAACUUCUACAACUGCUACACCAAAGCCAUCAAAAAUAAGUGAUGAAAUUAUUACAAAAACCACAACCACCUAAGAUUCAAAAUAUAUGUUAAAAUUGUAAUAUUAAUAAGCCAGUUACAUCAACUCGUAAAUGAAGUUUAACUCAAACAGCAAAGGCUAAAUUUAUUUGAGUCAUAUUUAAUCAGAUCCAAAGAAUGGACGGUAACAUAAUUACAUUUAAAUUUAAUAAUUCGCCUAAUAUAAUUUUUAUAAGUAUAAUGAAUAUUAUUGUUGUUGAUUUCAAAAUCGUAUUGUAUUUUUUGAUUACACUGGACAGU